Messenger RNA from Lecanosticta acicola, 2639 nucleotides. The record is from the annotation of a GenBank genome assembly. NCBI's taxonomy places the organism in Eukaryota, Fungi, Ascomycota, Dothideomycetes, Mycosphaerellales, Mycosphaerellaceae.
AUGCCUCAUUCGGAAGCUACGUCGCCGCAGCCUUCGGACAAGGUCAAGUCGCUCAAGGAGGACUGCGCGUCACCCAGCUCUUAUCUCGGCAUCAGUCAGGCCAUCUCCCCCAAAUCAACACCCAAAUGUACGUUCUGUUCUGCUUCGCUCUUUUCUUGAUGUUGCUGCUCUGGUGGUGGGGCGCAUGUUUUUGCUGGUAUUGCCUUCAUUCUUUAUCUUUCCUUUUUUCCUUUUCAAGAGCACCGGCGCAUCGCGUUCGUUGCAAGCUGUCUUCCGCCACCGAGGCGCUCUGAUAGACCAAUCAGUCAACCACUCCACAACUUUGAACACAUUUGGACCUUGCGCUCAUCAUGUCGUCCGCAGCUGUUUCUAUCGCGCCAUACGCCGAGACCAUCUCGCCUCUGAUCCUGGGACAGCAGAAGCCUGUCGACGAAUUGCAGCUUGGGAAUGAACGAACACCGAAAAGGCCAUCCAUCAGGAGUCCAAGGGCGCACCGACUAUCCGGGCGGCGCUCGAACAACUGCAGCCCAUACUUGAAGCCGACAACUCCUACUACGGAUGGAGCCGUUUCCUCUACACUUGACGAUGAUAGGGAAGCCGACGACCAGCACGACGAGCCCAGCCAUUUGGAUGCGUUGGUGGAGCAAGUCACCACCUGGAUCAAGGACAAGCGGGAGAAGCGAUUGCGCCGGAAAGCGAGGAGAUCCGCGGCACGUCAUGGUAAGAGCGAGCAGGAGACUGCAAAAUCUGCACCCAAUGAAGAAAAUCGACGGCGACGUGGUUCGGACUCCUCCGAUGGAUCCAUCGACCUGGAGAAGCUGGAACGGAUCCUCAAGGAUAACCUUAGCAUCAGAAGACCUUCCAUCCGGCAAGGCUCCACGACGCUAAGAAGCAGGCCGUCGAUCCGCAAACUGCUCCGCAAGCAGUCCACCGCCUCUGAUACCGAGGAAACCGAAUUCCAUGUGCCUGGUUGUGAUGCUUAUCUUGACAAUUCGAAGACUCUGGCAUACACAGGCGGCGCCUCGGAUUUUUCAGAUGACUCCGGUGCGGAGGACCUGACGAGGGUGCCUUCCUACCGCGACUUCGAUGCUUGGGCCCGGUUCAAAUUCGACAUCGUGCGCAUUGCUCAUACUCUGAGGCUCAAAGGUUGGCGCAAAGUGCCCAUGGAAAUGAGUGGCGCCAUCGAGGUGCAGCGUCUUAGCGGAGCUUUGACCAAUGCAGUCUAUGUCGUUUCGCCGCCUGCCGACCUGCCUACCCACAAGGACGAUGAAAAUGGGAACCUCGUGACGGCCAGAAAGGCACCGCCGAAGUUGCUCCUGCGUAUCUAUGGUCCGCAGGUAGAGCACCUUAUAGACCGCGAUGCCGAGCUCGCAAUAUUGCGACGCCUAGCCCGGCAGCGCAUUGGUCCGCGGCUACUGGGGACGUUUGCCAACGGCCGCUUCGAGGAAUACCUGCACGCCAAACCUCUCACGCCAGAAGAUCUCAGAGACCCGAGCACAAGCCGACAAAUCGCAAAGCGUAUGCGUGAGUUGCACGAGGGGAUCGAGCUUCUCGAUCAGGAACGUGAUGAUGGUGCUUUCGUGUGGCGCAAUUGGGACAAAUGGGUGAACCGAGUAGAAAAAAUCGUCACUUGGAUGGAUGCGCAAGUGAGGGCUUUAGAGCCGGGAACAAAGCCAACAGGCUCGAGGACUUGGCUUCGUCGUGGCUUCAUUUGUGGAGUGCCGUGGGAGUGCUUCAAGGAAGUUGUCGAGAAGUAUCGCAAGUGGCUGAGGGAGGAACAGUGUGGCGGCGUGGAGAAGCUGAGGGAACAGUUGGUGUUCGCACACAACGACACUCAGUAUGGCAACAUCCUCCGACUGGUGCCCACGGGAGAGUCUCCGCUGCUUCUCCCCGCGAACACGCACAAGCAACUCGUAGUCAUUGACUUCGAGUAUUCGAAUGCAAACACGCCAGGAUUGGAGUUCGCAAACCACUUUACUGAGUGGUGCUACAACUACCACGACGAGAAAAAGCCGUACGCAUUCAACGCCAGUCGGUAUCCUACGCCGGAGGAGCAAGACCGAUUUGUCCGCGCCUAUGUCCAGCAUCAUCCUCAGUUCAGUGCCGAAACUCCAAAGAUGGCCCCUUCAACGCCUUCCAUGACCGCCGCAGGCCCCGGGGGUCUCAAAAGAGCGACGACCAGUAUAUCGGACUUCAUGCUCGACGCACGCUCUCCGCGGGCAUCUUCAUCUCCGACUGUCAAGGAUGAUGCUGCUCAAAAGAUAGCAGAAGACGCCGAGGUUGAUCGUUUGAUGAACGAGACCAGAAUGUGGAGGCUGGCGAACACUGCCCAAUGGGUUGCUUGGGGACUUGUGCAGGCCAAAGUUCCUGGAAUGCCGUUGUUUGACGACACGCUCACCUCCGAUGCCUCUUCAGACACCGAACCAGAGGAUUUGCUUGGAGAGCGUGCCGAGGAGUAUAAACAACUGGCCAAACAGCAGCAGGGCGAGGAGGAAGAAGCACAGGAGGAGUUCGACUACCUGGGCUAUGCCCAGCACCGAGCACUGUUCUUCUGGGGCGACGCCAUCCGCAUGGGCUUCAUCAAAGCAGAGGAAUUGCCGGAGGAGACCAGGGAGAAGGUGAAGACGGUACCAUACUAG